Beauveria bassiana ARSEF 2860 is the source of this 840-nucleotide messenger RNA. Its product is annotated as glutathione S-transferase. Bases 1 to 840 code for a protein of 279 amino acids. The record is from RefSeq and is a predicted model, not a curated record. The transcript has a single exon. Lineage: Eukaryota; Fungi; Ascomycota; Sordariomycetes; Hypocreales; Cordycipitaceae.
AUGUCAGCGACCGAGAGCACCCCACAGCACAUGACGCUCUACGACAUUGCGCAGAAGCCGCCGGUCGAGGAGUCGUGCUGCGCGCCCAACCCGUGGAAGGCCCGGUUCGCGCUCAAUUUCAAGCAGCUGCCGUACGUGACGACCUGGGUCGGCAUGCUCGACAUUUCCCGGGUGCGACGCUCGCUAGGCGCGCCCGCGUGCCGCAAGUUUGCCAACGGUGGUGACUUUUACACGCUGCCCGUUGUGCAGGACCCCGCGACCGACGCCACCGUCGGUGACUCGUACGACAUUGCCGUCUAUUUGGAGACGCAGUACCCUGGGGCCGGCGGCGGCAACCUGUUCCCGGAGCAGGCCCUCGAAUUUGCGUUUGAGCCGACGGUCGACUUUCCCACGCUGCUGACGCUGCCCCGCGACGGGCGCUACCCGCAGUACGGGCGGUUCAACCUGAGCGUUGACACGCUGUUUACUACGUUUACGAGCCUCAUUGCCGGCGGCAUGCCGCUGGACCCGGCCACGGCCGACGAGGUCAAGGCCGAGUUUGCGCGCCGCGCCGGUGUGGGCCCCGGGCAGCAGUUUACGCUCGAGGGCGCGGCGAGGCAGGCGACGCUCGAUGGUUUCGACAAGGCGCUGGGCGACUUGGCCAAGCUGUACGCUGAGCAUGCGGAUGGGCCCUUUGUCCUGGGGGGGCAGGUCAGCUAUGCGGACUUUAUCGUCGGUGCGUGGCUGCGCCUGUUUUUCGUGGCAAUGCCCAGAGAGGAGUGGGAGCAGCUCAGGACGUGGCACAAUGGCACUUUUGGGCGUCUACACGAUGCAUUGGAUGCCUUUGCCCAAAUACAAUGA